CAAAUAUUAAACUACGCACAUUAUUGCGCUGGGCAAAGCGAUAUGCGCUUUCUUGUCGCUGCAACCGUUUUUGAACUUGGCAUUAUGUUUAAAGUUUAUUAUUUAAUUCCGAACUCGGAGUUAUAGUAUUUCAUUUCAGCUACAACUACAAGCAUGUCCGUUUUAUUCCCGUCUUACCAGGCAAUUUGGUUCGUGCAAUACUGCAAUAUUGAAACACUGCAACCGUUAUUACAGUUAUGAAAGCUUCGAGUUUCCCCACAGCGCGUUUCCAUGAUAAAUUGCCUGUUCAUGAAAAUCGCCGCAACAACCGAGCUGCUGCGCACGUCAGCUCAUCGGUCAGCAGCGUGAAUAUAUCCACAAACUCCAGAAAACCCAAAGCAAGUGUCUCGCAAAUUAGUGUCGGCCAGGAAGCACAGCGUGUGCAGAACGAAUUAGCACACGUACUGCAGAGUCUGCGCGAUGCCAGCAGCGUCGCCAUUCCCGAUGCCAAUGACGAGGACACUGUGGAUUUAUCGGACCGACUGAUGCGGCGCAGUGCAGACUCGGUGAAGCUGCACAUGAUGAAAGCGCAGAUGCGCAUCCAAGAGGAGAACAUGCAAAAGGUCACCAGUCAAGCGGCUGUCAAUACACAGCAGUCAGUGAAACUGUCAGCCGAAAGCGAGAAGCUCAUCAAAAACAUACGCAAUCUGAAAGCGUUUGAAGCCCAACAGGUAAAGAAGAUUCAGGAUUUGCAUAAAGAAGUGUUGGAUGCCAAUAAGUCAAUUGGACAUUUAGUGAAAGAGGUGGGACGCGCCAAAGCCGAGCUGAAGUGCGAUGCGAAAAGCGAGAAAGAAGAAAAGGAGAAACUGAGUCUCCAACAUAAUUCGUGGGAUCGUUUGUUGGCGCAGAACGAAACACUGAAAAGCGAUGUCCAAGCGGCGAAAGAGGAUAAUCGGCGCUUGCAAGAAGUGGUUGGGCAACAGCAACGACGUCUGCAAGAGAACAAACGACGGCAUUUGCAAGACCGUAAACGUUGCAUGAAUGUGAUACAGAAACGACAAAUGUUGGUGGAUCUCCUGCGGAAGAGGCGGGACCAGGUGGAGAAUUGUCGUAUGCUACAACUGUCCGAAGCGGAAUUCAAAGCGGCGUUUAGACCAUCCAGUAGUUUUCAUGACGAGCAGCAUUAGUGGCAGUUGCUUUUCUUUUUCUGAAGAGCCUAAUAAACUCAUUCGCAUUCCAACCGGUACAAUAUUGUUGCAAUCUCUGGCAUCCAGACAUUUGCAGCAUUACCAUGGCGGUACUGCAAUAAUAAUAAUGAUUACUCGUACCGCUUAUGUGUAGAAGUAUACAGAUAGUGUACUGCGCCUGGAUGUUUUGCUGCUUUGAAUCAGAUAAUCUAGAAACUUAUCUGAUGAUAGUACGGUAAAUACGGU
This is a messenger RNA of Paramacrobiotus metropolitanus, 1412 nucleotides long. RefSeq lists its product as uncharacterized. The record is from RefSeq and is a predicted model, not a curated record. Lineage: Eukaryota; Metazoa; Tardigrada; Eutardigrada; Parachela; Macrobiotidae. The transcript has a single exon. Bases 237 to 1166 code for a protein of 309 amino acids.